AUGGCUUUCACUCAAAGCAUUCUCUUUGCAUUGAUAGCAUCCGUUGCGAUAGCAGUGCCUACUAUUGAUUUCCCUCUCAACGCACAAGUACCGACCAUUGCUCGAGUUUCGCAACCCUUCUCCUAUACCUAUCCAAAAUCGACAUUCUCCUCCACUUCUUCGAUUACUUACACUCUUUCCAACGGCCCUAGAUGGCUGACACUGGAUGGCUCAACGCGCACCUUGUUUGGCACUCCUUCUGUGGAGGAUAUUGGGCAGGAGACAGUCACAGGAGUGCUUGUUGGGAUAACCGCUAAAGAUAAAACUGGGUCUUCUACUAUGAACUCGACGAUCAUUGUAUCAAGGAACCCUCCACCAACGAUUGACGUACCAACCCCCGAACAACUCUCCACUUUUGGAAGAUUUUCAGCUCCGUCGACGUUGACAUUCCAUCCAUCGACACCUUUCGAAUUCGCCUUCAAUCCUAGCACAUUUGCUAUUGGCGGCAACAACACAGGCUUGAGUUAUUAUGCAGUCACAGACGAGCACACGCCUAUGCCAUCCUGGAUAAAAUUCGACGGCGCCUCCUUGACAUUCAAUGGCCAGACACCUGAUUAUGCAUCACUCAUCCAGCCUCCACAGACCUUUGGGAUCAAACUAAUCGCUUCAGACGUUGAAGGAUUUGAGGGUGCCGCAUUGGACUUUAAUAUCGAAGUUGGGGUUCAUCAGUUGUCUUUCAAGAGGCCACUGAUGACCAUAAAUACUACAGCAGGCAACGAGAUCGUAUUCAAUGGUCUCAAAGAAAAUAUCGAGAUAGAUGAACGCGUUGCCAACUCAUCAUCCAUUGUCAGCAUCUCUGUUGACACCCCGCAAUGGUUAACAUUUGACAAUAAAACCCUCGUGCUGUCCGGUGUACCGCCUUCAGAUACCAUAACCCGAAAUCUGACAGUCACUGCGCUAGACAUAUACGGGGAUACAGCGAAUGCGACCAUAUUUCUUCAACCGAGCAACCCGAUUUUCAACAAAAAGAUCCCCACUCUCAAUGGGACAAUUGGAUCGACCUUCAAGUAUAAUUUGAGCAUGUAUCUAAACAAUCCUGCAGAUGUAGAUCUUGAUAUUGGUGCUAUACCUACGAAGUCUUGGGUUUCAUUAGAUAGCACAGCCCUGGAACUGCGAGGUGACAUACCCUCCUCCGCAAAUUCGGGGGAUAUCGAGAUUACAUUGACCGCGACCUCACGAUCAACUAAACUCAGUGAAACACAAGUGUUCCCGUUUACCGUGCAGGCUGCCAGUCAACCAUUCUCUCCAUCAAGUACAACAUCAAGUCAGCCAACGUCAACGUCAACCCAAGAACACCCUUCAGCUCCAGGGUCACAAUCGGGAGCAAGUGCUAGUCGUAGGCCAAGCAACAAAGCCAUUCUUGCGGUAGUCAUACCGAUCGUUUGCGCGCUCUUGGCGCUGCUGUUGGCACUGUUUUGCUACCGCAAACGACGUCGAGACAAACGGAACCGCCCAAAAAGCCCGUCAAAAUCCGAGAUAUCAAUACCUAUUGAAUGCCAUUCUAGUGUGGAAGAAAUUGUGCUACCUCCUCCGGUAGCAAAGCCACCAACAUUGGAGCUUGAUACCUCAACUUUCGCUUAUACCACUUUCACCCAUGGCUUAACGACAAACGAGCGGCGAUUCUCAAAGCCUCACCCAUCUACAGCAAUCGUACCACAAGACAAAGCUAUGCGAAGAUCUCAGACAGUAUCAGGUGAUGGGGUGGAACGCAGAUCGCAAAUUUUCGCUCACGCGGCAUCACAGGAUGCCCUGAAUGGCAAUACAGGCGGAAGAGUGCGUUCUUAUUCGGAGAAUGCCCUUUCCAAAACAUCAAAGGACUCGAGUUGGAGAUCUACCCAAAGCAGUAAUGUCCUUGGCACACAGUCAUCUCAGACGUUAUCUUCUCACCGAAUAACGCGAACCUAUUCGAACUACUCACGGAAAGGACACACCCGAAGAUCUGCGCGGGUUCUUGAUGCAAAGACUGUUGGGGAUAUAAGGGAUAUGCCCAAUGUUAUGAUUAUCCCCAAUUCAUCUCCACUGGCUUCCACUACAAGGGAAGAGCCGAGCAUUCUAGGCCUAAACGAUAGUGAUUUCUCGUUAACACCACUGGACAAUUUUUCAGUACUCGGAAAAAGCCCUAUUCUGGAACAACCGGACAUUGAGUAUAUACCGGAAGGCACAAACAAUUAUCGCUCGAUCACGAGGAGGGGUUCGCGACAUGUGGCAGGAUUCGAGCGCCGGCGAAGGAGUGGCAUGCCUCAUGGCGUUCGAGGCUCGGGCUCAAUGCACUCCAUCAAGUCCACCAAACGUCGAAGUAUCGGUCAUGGGUCGAUCAACUCCAGUUCACGACACAGGAGCCGACCCAGUUUGGCUCGAAACUCAAGAACUUGGCUCACGGUAGCCACCAAUGAAGUAAAUAGCAGGCCCCUAAGUAACAUUUCUGCCCCAUCUUCGUAUUCAGAAUUAUACCCUGAAGCUCCUUUUCGACCACGGCGAAUGACUGUACGAGCUGUCACCAAGAGUCCUUCGAUUUGCUCUCCGGUAUCUUCCCGAAAUUCACGACCUGUAAGCCGGCGCGUCGGUUCAAGUCCCUUUUUUGGUGGUGGUUCGGUCAUGGGUUCUCAGAGACGGAAGAGUUCGAUGAGAAAACGAACCUCUUACGCUGACUCUCCCACCGUAUCCGAGGAAGGCGGUGUCUUUACCGGUUUCCAAGGCAUGAACUUAGAAGAUCAAGUAGAACGCGACUCUUUCGGAAUCUCCUAUGGUCUUGCUCGCGAAGGUACGCGGCAGUUGAGAAGCUUCAUCCAGGGGCAGCUGAGAAGAAGCAGGACCCGGGGAAGCAUGGAAAGUAGAGAUAGCAGAUUUGACUCUGCAACUACGUCAAUCUUAGCUGAAGAUGAUGCACCGGAAUUAGGUACACACGGCCUUCAUGGGUUCGAGGAGUUUGAGAAUGGUGAGGGUAGUGAAGGAAGCUGGGAGACACACUAUCCUAGUCCUGAGGAUGCGCCUCAAGAAAAUGAGGACGACGGGGAGAGGCCUUUAACUGCGAGGAUGGGCUGGAAAGGAAGACCGUUGGUUGUCGAAGAGGGUAUGAGAAUUGGCAAGAUUGGCCUGGAGGAAGAAAGCUCUAGAGGCAGGGGAAAGGAAGGAGAAAUGAGGGUUAUGAGUUCAUUGGGGAAACGGCCUGUCAGUGUUGAUGCGAGAAGGGGUGAUGUGAAGGGCAGUGUGAGAGGUCGCGUGGAGGGGGCUAGUACAACGCAACGUAGUGGUAGUCCAGAUUGGAGUGCGUAUAUCUAG
Messenger RNA from Glarea lozoyensis ATCC 20868, 3318 nucleotides. Its product is annotated as Cadherin-like protein. Gene Ontology annotation, cellular component: membrane. The record is from RefSeq and is a predicted model, not a curated record. The coding region runs from base 1 to 3318 and encodes 1105 amino acids. Gene Ontology annotation, molecular function: calcium ion binding. The transcript has a single exon. NCBI's taxonomy places the organism in Eukaryota, Fungi, Ascomycota, Leotiomycetes, Helotiales, Helotiaceae.